AUGCAGUUAGGCAGUGAGGAUGCAGUUCGUCAGUCAGGAUACAGUUCGUCAGUCAGGAUGCAGUUAGCCAGUCAGGAUGCAGUUAGCCAAUUGGCAGCAGCUAAAAAAAGGUUGAACAUGGAAGAGGACAAAGACACCAAGCUUGUGGGGAUGGGGUUACGUGCCUCAGUGUCCCCUGUACAGACUGCUUUGUACAUCAUCCUGGUGCUGCUGGGCAUUGUGGGUAAUGCCAUCAUCGUCGGGGUUAUUGGACAGAGCGUGAUCAAAGAGGGUAGUGGGGGACAUAAAUCAGAUAUUAUCAUUAUUAACAUAGGCCUGUCGAACCUGCUGGUGUUGCUGCUGCGUAACACUCUGCUCGUCAUCUCAGACCUGGGGCUUGAGCUCUACUCAUCUAAAGAGUGGUGUCAGGUCCUCAUGGGGAUCUGGGUGUGGCUCAGAUCCGUCAAUAAUUGGUCAACACUCUUCCUGAGUGCGUUCCACCUCCAAACCCUGAGACGUGUUACUCCUAUUGCUCAGAACCUUCACGGUGCUCCCACAGACAUACUGCUGGCUCUCGGCCUCAUCUGGCUCCUUACUUUCAUUUAUUCCAUCCCUGCACAUGUCUUUUCCACAAAUGGGAAUGUGAACAGUACAGAGACCCUGAUGCUAGUGAGUAGCACAACACGCCCCCUGCUGGGCUGUGUGUGGAACUUUCCAUCCAGCUUCAGUGGCCUAGCCUAUGCUGCUUCAUCCAUGGUGAUCCAUGAAACAAUUCCCAUCAUCCUGAUGGUCUUUACUAGCUUGAGCUCUCUGUACACACUCUACAAGUACGGCAGGAUGCAACAGGUGGCGGUCAUAAAACAAGUACCAGCUGAGAGACGGGCAGCAAAGGUGAUUCUGGCUCUCAUCAUGCUUUCCGUCACAUCGUGGGGUACCAGCAUUAUCUCUGUCAACUGUUUCAACUACAACUAUGGAUCCUCUGAUGAGUUUCUCCUGGUCAUCUCUCGCUUUUCCAACAUUAUCUUUAUUGCUAUGUCACCACUUGUCCUGGCAGUGGGUCAUCGACGGUUACGUUCCUUCAUCAAGUCUUUACUAUAA
Messenger RNA from Thalassophryne amazonica, 1077 nucleotides. Its product is annotated as olfactory receptor class A-like protein 4. Gene Ontology annotation, cellular component: membrane. Gene Ontology annotation, biological process: G protein-coupled receptor signaling pathway. Lineage: Eukaryota; Metazoa; Chordata; Actinopteri; Batrachoidiformes; Batrachoididae. The transcript has 5 exons. Gene Ontology annotation, molecular function: G protein-coupled receptor activity. The record is from RefSeq and is a predicted model, not a curated record. The coding region runs from base 1 to 1077 and encodes 358 amino acids.